AUGCGGGAGCUGGCGAUCGAGAUCGGCAUACGGGUCGUGCUCUUCGGGGUCUUCGUCCCCCUGACCAAGAGCCACCUCACGCUGGGCUGUGGCGGCGAGGCGGGCCCCGGGGCGGGGGAGCUCACUGAGCUGCCGCCUGCCCUCCCGGGAGCCCUGAGCGAAGGGCACUGUCGCCGUUCCUCUGUCCGGGCUGCUUUUACAGAAUUUUUGGAUCCAUUCCAGCGGGUUAUCCAGCCAGAAGAGAUCUGGCUGUAUAAAAAUCCUUUGGUGCAAUCAGACAACAUCCCUACACGUCUUAUGUUUGCAAUUUCCUUCCUUACACCACUAGCAGUCAUUUUUGUGGUGAAAAUAAUCCGGCGGACAGACAAGACUGAAAUUAAAGAGGCUUUCUUAGCUGUUUCCUUGGCUCUAGCUCUGAAUGGUGUCUGCACAAAUACAAUUAAAUUAAUAGUGGGAAGACCGCGUCCCGAUUUCUUUUACCGCUGCUUUCCAGAUGGAGUAAUGAACUCUGAAAUGCACUGCACAGGUGAUCCAGAUCUGGUGUCUGAAGGCAGAAAGAGCUUUCCGAGUAUCCACUCUUCCUUUGCAUUUUCAGGCCUUGGCUUUACCACCUUCUACUUGGCUGGAAAGUUGCACUGCUUCACGGAGAACGGGCGGGGGAAGAGCUGGAGGCUCUGUGCCGCAAUUCUCCCUCUCUACUGUGCCAUGAUGAUUGCCCUGUCACGGAUGUGUGAUUACAAACAUCACUGGCAAGAUGCUUUCGUCGGGGGAGUCAUUGGCCUCAUUUUUGCUUAUAUUUGCUACAGACAGCACUACCCUCCCUUGGCUAAUACAGCUUGUCACAAAUCUUAUGUCAGCCUGCUAGAUCAGAACUCUGUGAAGAAAGAAGAGAGACCUACAGCAGACAAUGCAGCUGGCCUGCCUCUGGAGGGGAUAACUGAAGGUCCUGUAUGA
Messenger RNA from Indicator indicator, 954 nucleotides. It is a transcript of the gene PLPP4, whose product is annotated as phospholipid phosphatase 4. The transcript is spliced from 8 exons. The coding region runs from base 1 to 954 and encodes 317 amino acids. Gene Ontology annotation, molecular function: phosphatidate phosphatase activity. The record is from RefSeq and is a predicted model, not a curated record. Gene Ontology annotation, biological process: phospholipid metabolic process. Lineage: Eukaryota; Metazoa; Chordata; Aves; Piciformes; Indicatoridae.